Messenger RNA from Prunus avium (sweet cherry), 2046 nucleotides. RefSeq names its product IQ domain-containing protein IQM1-like. Lineage: Eukaryota; Viridiplantae; Streptophyta; Magnoliopsida; Rosales; Rosaceae. The record is from RefSeq and is a predicted model, not a curated record.
UGAAAAUUUACAGUUUCUUCCAGUCUAAAAGCAGGGCCAGUAAACUUCUUCAAUCUUUCUCUUUAACUUCCUUGAACCUCCAUGUUUGAUUUUUCAAACAACUACAGCCACUGGUGAGAGUGUAUAUAAAGAGAGGAACUAGUCAGCCAAUAUGUGUGAUUUUGUACACUGUCUUCAGAGUCUUCAAACUCUCAAGACUUAUAUAGCAGUUGGUUGACUUGAGAGAAACAGAGAAACAGUCAUGGUGAGGUCCAUUAGCUUUGAAAGAAAACAAGAGGAGGUAGACUUGGGAACGUGUAGAGAAGAAUCAGAAACUCAGAACAGGUCUUUUGGGUCUGAUAAAGUGAGUAUGCAGAGGUCAAUAAGCUUCAAAAAUUGGGAAUUCACAGAGCCAAAACUUGAAGCAUCUGAUCAAACAUUUGAGAAAUCUGGUUCAACCUCUUUAGUGGGAAGAAAUUGUGAAAAGUUGCAGAUAAACAAACCUACAAUUGUGCUUCCUCAACAAAUGGUAUAUUUUUCUCCAAAGCCAGUUAGCGAGCUUGAUGCUGCAGCAACCAAGCUGCAGAAAGUGUACAAGAGUUACAGGACCAGGCGUAACCUUGCAGAUUGUGCUGUUGUGGUUGAGGAACUAUGGUGGCAGGCCUUAGACUUUGCAGCUCUGAAACGAAGCUCUGUGUCCUUUUACAACACUGAGAAACAUGAGAGCGCCGAGUCACGGUGGGCACGGGCUAGGACAAGGGCUGCCAAGGUAGGGAAGGGUUUGUGCAAGGAUGAGAAGGCUCAGAAACUUGCUCUGCAGCACUGGCUUGAAGCUAUUGAUCCACGCCAUCGGUAUGGACACAAUUUGCAAUUCUACCAUGAUGUCUGGUCUGAAUGCAGGAGCAUCCAACCUUUCUUCUACUGGUUGGAUGUUGGUGAUGGUAAAGACACAAACCUCAAGAAGUGCCCAAGAACUGUUUUACAACGUCAGUGCAUCAAAUAUCUUGGACCGAAAGAGAGGGAUGCAUAUGAAGUGAUUGUGGAGAAUGGAAAGCUGGUCCACAAGCCAACUGGGAUACCUGUUGAAACAGUUGAAGGGUCGAAGUGGAUUUUUGUGCUGAGCACAUCAAGAGCUUUAUAUGUUGGGCAGAAAAGAAAGGGCUCUUUCCAGCACUCAAGUUUUCUAUCUGGAGGGGCUACAACAGCAGCUGGAAGAUUGGUUGCCCACAAUGGUGUUCUUGAGGCUAUAUGGCCUUACAGUGGCCACUAUCUCCCAACUGAGGACAAUUUCAAGGAGUUCAUCAGCUUCCUGGAGGAACACCAUGUAGACCUAAUCAAUGUCAAGAUGUGUGCAACAGAUGAUGACAAAGCAUCCUACAAAGCUCCUUAUGAUGAUUUGUCUAAGACAGAAUUGAAUGGACCUAUAACCAAUGACCCAAAUCCAAUCAAACACCAACAUGAGAGCAUGGGGUCCAAUGCAGCAGCACCAGCCUUUGACCUGUCGAGGCCUUUGUCUUGCAAUUGGACCAGUGGGCUUGGUCCACGCAUUGGCUGUGUACGGGACUAUCCUGCAAACCUACAAUUUAUGGCACUUGAACAAGUCAACCUUUCACCAAGGGUCUCACUGGGCCACCAUGGAAGUUGUGCUCCAAUCCCUUCACCUAGACCAAGCCCAAAAAUCCGGGUCUCUCCUAGGCUUGCCUACAUGGGUCUUCCUAGCCCAAGGGUACCUGUUCCCACUGCCAAUUAGACAUGUGGCCUUCUCAACGACGAUAAGCUGGGUACUUUUUCUUUCUUCUUUUGGCUUAAAAGGGGUAAAUCAAAGAGACUGUAAUGGCAGGCUCCUACAACCAUGGGUGAUAAGUGAUAAUGAGAGGGUCCUUAAUAGUUAAUCAGUUUCUGAAUUAUUAUUAGAUGGUUGGAUCGAAUCCCUCAAUGUAGCCGGGUAAAAUGCUCAAGAGUCUAGAAGGGCCAAAUUUGUUUAUUCUUUUUUUUUAUAAAUUUGUAAGUUGUGAAUAUGCUCUUCGAAUUCAUUGCGUUAUGAAUGAAGUGAAAACAGUUCUCUCA